CAGUCAAGGUGUUGUUGUUCAGUCUGUAGAGGUCUGUGCGUCCCUCCAUGGAUAUGCCUCCCCAGACCAUCACUGACCCACCACCAAACCGGUCAUGCUGAACAAUGUUCCAGGCAGCAUAACGUUCUCCAUGGAGGAUGUUGGGCCCUCAAGUCAUCCUCAUGAAGUCUGUCUCUGACCAAACAAUCAGAAACAUUCACACCAGUGGCCUGCUGGAGGUCAUGUUGUAGGGCUGUGGUAGUGCUCAUCCUGUUCCUCCUUGCACAAAGGAGCAGAUACUCCUGCUGAUGGGUUAAGGACCUUCUUCUGCCCUGUCCAGCUCUCCUUGAGUAUCUGUCUGUCUCCUGGAAUCUCCUCCAUGCCCUUGAGACUGUGCUGGGAGACACAGCAAACCUUCUGGCAAUGGCACAUAUUGAUGCACCAUCCUGGAGGAGUUGGACUAUCUGUGCAACCUCUGUAGGGUCCAGGUAUCGCCUCACGCUACCAGUAGUGACACUGACCGUCGCCAAAUGCAAAACUAGUGAAAAAACCAUCAGAAAAGGUGAGGAGGGAAAAAUGCCAGUGGCCUCCACCUGUUAAAUCAUUCCUGUUUUGGGGGUCAUCUCAUUGUUGCCCCUCUAGUUCACCUGUUGAUAAUUUCAUUAACACCAAAGCAGCUGAAACUGAUUAACAACCCCCUCCGCUACUUAACUGACCAGAUCAAUAUCCCAGAACUUUAAUAGACUUGAUGCUGAUCGAGGUCAGACUCAUAUUCCAUAGGAGUCAAAAUAUGGCAAUUUAUAUUUGCAUAUUAAACAACUGAAACGAUCACGAUUCGCAUGUAAAGUGCAACGUGAAGAAAUGUGUCACAUUAGAUUCCACAGGGGGCAUGAAGAAGGUAUUAAUGUAGGGAAGAGGGAAGCCUGGAUAGCAAGGCUGAUGUGAAGUUUAACUGACUAAUCUGGAGGCAGUCAAGGAGGUAAGAAGCUCCUCUGCAGUUUUGUCAGUUUGUACUGUUUUUUGUCAAUUUGUAUUGAAUGUCUAUGUAUGAAUGUAGUAUAUUUAUACGUCUAAAUCAAGUACCUUUUAAGUAUUCGAGUUUUUUUUUGUUUAACAUUACCAAUUCACCUAAAGGCACGCUUUAGUACUGAAGGAAGAAACCUGCGUGACAUGAGCGUAGAAACACGCAGACAGCAAAUGGCAUGAAUCAAACCACAUCCUUGGAGCAGUCAGGCGGUCAGACAGCAACGCCACCCUGCCAUCCACUUCCUGUAACUGAUGCACGAAUACUGAGUCACCCCUCCAUAUAAAUGCAUGUCACCUUAAGUUCUAAAUUGUUCUCCCUGUUUUGCAUUUCACUAAUCAAGAUGAAACUCAUUGUCAGUCUCGUCAUCGCCUGUGUGCUCGUCAAUAAAGUGUGCUCACUUCAGUGCUAUGAAUGUGUGGGGAAAGGAUGCUCCCCGAAACAAGUAACCUGCCCAUCUGGACAGAACUGUGGGAGCACAUAUGAGCGUGUCAUCAGUGGACAGCGAAAUUCAUUUGAAUUUCAAAGGCGCUGUGUGCAACCUAAGGAGUGUGUUUCUGGCUCACUGAAUUUAGGAUUUAACAGGAUUGAAAUUACCAACACAUGCUGUACUACUGACUUCUGCAAUGCUGAUACUGCUCCUGGUUUUAGUAGCCAAUUCUUCAAUGGGAAGAAAUGCUUCACAUGUUCUGGCAAAGAUUGUACAUCAAUGGUCAGAUGUCAGGGAGACGAAAACAGUUGUGUAAAAAUGACAGGGAUUGGUGAAGGCUAUGUUGCAAUGUCGAAAGGAUGCAUUUCCAGUAGUCUGUGUACUGGAGCUGAUAUCUUUCCAGUGCACACAAAUGAUGGCAGAACCACCUAUGACUGCUGUAAAGGAGACCUGUGUAACGCAGCUCACAGUCAGGCUGGGCUGAGUUUACUGCUGCUGCUGCCUCUGGCCGGUUUCAGCCUCUUCCACUGAAUGGAAAUUAACUGGUGUAUUUAGAUCUGAUGUUUCUUAAUUUUUAUAGUAAUAUUAUGUAUUUUUCGGUGUUCGAUUGUAUAAUCAUUUGUAUAAUCAAUUAUUUUGAACAAUUUUCUGUAAAAUCUUUCUGUAACAAUUGAAUGAACAGACAUUUGUCACCAUUCUGAGCUCACAGUGAUCAGGAUAUAGGCGUGUGUGUGGUUUUCCUGUUUAUUCUGCAAUGUUGUGUGUGCUAAGGAUCAGUUGAUGCAUUAAAGUAAUUGAGAGAUCUA
Molecule: messenger RNA, 2239 nt
Organism: Brienomyrus brachyistius
Lineage: Eukaryota; Metazoa; Chordata; Actinopteri; Osteoglossiformes; Mormyridae
Product: phospholipase A2 inhibitor and Ly6/PLAUR domain-containing protein-like
Exons: 5
Coding region: 1290-1964 (224 amino acids)
Source: RefSeq, a predicted model, not a curated record